UUCCUUCCACUUCUCUCAUUUCUCGGAACAACAAUUUUUGAUUUGACAUUUCGAACGCCUAGUUCAUAGUCACCAGGGAAAUUGGGGACUUGCGUUACCAGCCAAGCUUUCAUAAUCUCAACUCCGUUACUUUUCAUCUUUCCGUCUGCUUCUACUGUCAGAGCGUUAAAAGAAUUCCCGAAUCUGGUUAAUUCUAAGAAACUUCUUCCGGUAUUUGUUGUUGUAAUGAAUUCGAAUUGGUCAGAACUUUCUUCUUUCAAAAAGUAUUUUAAUUUUGAAAUAAGCUCUUCGUAUUCAUUAUGUUUCUGUCUAAUGUAAGGAGGUGGAAGCCAGAUUACGUGAAUGUGUGUAAAUCUUUCAAGAAGUUGUUUCAGGCGCCUAGCCUCUUCCAUUAAUUGUUCAACUGUUUCUCCGCCUAGGAGUGCAUCUCUUCCUAACAUUACAAUUACAGUUUCAACUUCCGACGAAAGCACAACUUCAUUAAAUUUCCUUAUUACUUCAUUUAAUUGUCCCCCUUCUUUUCCAAGAAAAUAA
This is a messenger RNA of Meloidogyne enterolobii, 534 nucleotides long. The record is from the annotation of a GenBank genome assembly. NCBI's taxonomy places the organism in Eukaryota, Metazoa, Nematoda, Chromadorea, Rhabditida, Meloidogynidae.